Molecule: messenger RNA, 228 nt
Organism: Penicillium paradoxum
Lineage: Eukaryota; Fungi; Ascomycota; Eurotiomycetes; Eurotiales; Aspergillaceae
Exons: 1
Coding region: 1-228 (75 amino acids)
Source: RefSeq, a predicted model, not a curated record
AUGGCGGCAAUCAAUGUGAUCUACCAUGGCAACUCCGCGUCGCCGUCCUUGCACUCAAUCGUCAAACGAAGCGGCCAUAAAGGCAACUGGGCGAACAGAAAUCGAGGUGUGGUGCUUGUAUUUUGUAUUGUAUUCCUCGUUGUUGUCGGAAUCAUGGCCCUUUUUGGGUACCGGCGAUUUUUGAAACGGAAAGUUGAAAAGCAGUCCUAUGAGACGACCAAGGACUAG